Molecule: messenger RNA, 933 nt
Organism: Didymodactylos carnosus
Lineage: Eukaryota; Metazoa; Rotifera; Eurotatoria; Philodinida; Philodinidae
Source: the annotation of a GenBank genome assembly
AUGACGACACAGUAUAUAACUACUCGUCCACCUCCGCUCGUUAUACCCGAGUCUACUCUGACAACACGUUUAACACCACGUAAGAAUUAUAUUCACAUUCCAAGUACACAUGAUCAAGGAGUAGGACCAGGACCAAUAGUUCACACCGAUACAGGUGAUUUUAGUGGUGGAGAUUAUCAAGUUGUUGAAAAAGAUUAUGGAGAUCGAAAAGUGAUUUAUCAUAUUCCCAUUGAAUAUGCUGAUCAAUAUGAUUUAGAAAAUAUUGAUGAAACAACGUUUGAACAACCAAUCUUUCAUCCACCCCAAACAACUAUUAUACAUCCACAGCCACAGCCACGAGUGAUUCGGAAAGUUUAUAAAAAUUAUGAUGAUGUAGAUCAGGACUAUUAUUAUGAUGAUUCGGAUUAUGCCUAUGAACCUGUUCGAUAUGUUCAACGACCUAGUCCUCGACGACAAGUUGUCAAAAGAAGAAUUUACGUCAAUAACGAUGAUUAUGAUUAUGAUUAUGAUUAUGAUGAUGACGAUGAUGAGAUUGAGUAUGUUGUCGAAGAAAAACCACGACCCGUCAAGUAUGUUCAACGUCCAAUUCGACGUGCCGUCUAUGUGUUAGAAGACGAUGAACCUCCACAACAGCCACAACCUUCACCUCGUCCACAACCAAAACCAAUUCUUCGUCAGAAUGCUAAACCUGUCAGUAUUCGUCGACACACUAUCAGAACACCCGUGGAUAAUCCAGUUCCACCACCUGCUCCAGUUAAAAUUCAGUCAAAUGAUCAUACAUAUGUACGAGCAAUGGAUAUCAUUUUGGCUAAUCGAGCAAAACGUGGAUGGAAAUUACCAAAACCAAAACGUGAAGUAGAAGAAGAAAAAUUUCAUGAUCCACCACAACCAAAUAAAAAUAUUAUUAAAAAUGGAUUUAUUAUUCAUAAAUAA